AUGACUCAAAACUAUUACGAGAUCCUCCAGGUUGAGAAAUCAGCCUCCGAAUCUGAGAUCAAGGCAGCUUUUAAACGGCUCGCCAAAAUACAUCAUCCAGACAAGAAUUCCAAUAGCGCAGAGGCGACUCUGAAAAAUGCGUAUGAUACUCUUAUUGACCCGUUCAAGCGCCGUCAGUAUGACCGGACCCUUCGGCCAGUAGGCUUCGGCCCUCGUGCGCGCGCACCACCAGAGCCACCCAAGUCCUCUUUUCAUCAUGACGGUGAAGGCGAAAAGAGACUGGACAAGAGGAUCGCAGAAUUAGGAGCGAGCCUCGAUCAAUUACAGGUGCAGAAAACCGCCGUGGAUCACGACAUAUGGACAGAGGAGGGGCUCCUGGCCAAGAUCAAGAUUGAGCUGGGCAACUUGAACGACAAGGAGGAUGAGGAGGCAGCAGACAUUGCGGCAAGAGGAAAGCGCGAGUUCAAGCUUACUUCUUGGUUUACGUCAGGGGAGUCGGCCCAAGUCAAAGAAGCCAGGGGACGACGUGCGGCGGAGAGAAACGCCGCCCGCACUGUCUUGCAAGGACGGAUCGACCAGGCCGCCGCCACGAUAGCUGGACUCAGGGCGCGGGAUGGAGUGCUGAUGGCGCAGAUCAUGAAGGAGAUGAGGGAGUUGGCCAGGCUCAACAUAGAGCGGGAGAGCCUCGCGCACGACAAGUAG
Molecule: messenger RNA, 702 nt
Organism: Cordyceps fumosorosea ARSEF 2679
Lineage: Eukaryota; Fungi; Ascomycota; Sordariomycetes; Hypocreales; Cordycipitaceae
Product: heat shock protein DnaJ domain protein
Exons: 2
Coding region: 1-702 (233 amino acids)
Source: RefSeq, a predicted model, not a curated record